GUUAGUACAGCAGCUAGUAGCUAGUAGCAAAGAUGGGUAAAGUGUUGUUUCUGUUGUGCUUGGUGGUGGUUGCUGUAGCAGCUGGACAGUUUGAACGAUCCGCUCUCGCUUUCCGUAUGCGGCGCCAUGCUAGCAUGCGCUGUUGCAACGACGGAUUUGAAACCUCAGAGAUUCACGCCAAGUUUGAGGAGAUCCGUCAGGGUUGUUUGCAGGAUCUUGGGUUAGAAGGAGUACCCGAUGAAGAGAUUCAUAAGAAUCGCGAACAUCUGAACUGCAUCACUGAGUGCAUCGUGAAGAAGGAAGCUAUAGCCGAGGAAAACGGUGCACUGGUGCACACCGAUCUGGCCAAGGUGGUACAGGAGCACAUGAGUACGAUCGAGUGGAAGGUACCGCUGGUGGAUGGGUUCGUGAAGCAGUGCUUCGAUAUGGUCGAUGAAGCUCACAAAGACUUCCAGCCCAGCGAGGAAGCGAAAUGUAAUCCGGAAGGUUUUGAAUUCGUUUUCUGUCUGUGGCGCCAGUUUGCGCUGUCCUGCCCGGAGGAGUUCCGCGAUAAUUCGGAAAGGUGUACCGAGCUGCGCGAGAAGUUAACGAACAACGAAAACAUCGGCGCGUGGCGUAGCGAUGUCGACGAAGCUUAAAGAGCCGUUGUGCUGCGCCUAGAUACAGGCGUAUCAACAGAUGUCGCUUCCCGGGCGAUCAAGGCCACGGCUUGAACGACGAAAACGGCUUCGUUUGGUUUCGAGCUACCUUUUCGCUACCGCAACUGACCAAUGCUAACGAAACUUAUUUCUAGCUAUCACAUGCAAAUGUUCAUAUGAAUAAAACGCUCCUUAACGAAAUGGAAAGAUAGAAUUUGCUGAAAUGGACUAUAAAUGAUAUAAGUAAAGCUUAAUAAGCAAUUCAUGUACAUAACUCUAAUAGUCGGAACAUAGUUCAUUCCUCAGAUCGUUUUUUCUUAAAUUGGAACACAUAAAAACGGGUCUUUCUCGGAAUAUUUUGAAGGAAACAAAUUGUUGAGGCAGUAUAUGAAUGUUUGAUUACAGUUUUAGCACAAAAUUAUAAAAUCUAUGCUGCAAUGUCUU
Molecule: messenger RNA, 1082 nt
Organism: Anopheles darlingi
Lineage: Eukaryota; Metazoa; Arthropoda; Insecta; Diptera; Culicidae
Exons: 2
Coding region: 33-638 (201 amino acids)
Molecular function (GO): odorant binding
Source: RefSeq, a predicted model, not a curated record